UACACCUGGCUAGAAGCAUCAUGCACUCCAGAUAUUUUACACUUGUUUUAGUUUUGAUGAUGUCUUUAAGAGCUUAUGGAAAUCAGUGCGGUGCAGUAACUGAAUGCACGCCCUGUACCGCCAAACCAGACCAUUGGCAUACACUGGAGUGUAAACAAGGCACGUGUGUCUGCACGACCUCACAAAUAUGUAGCAGUGACGAGGAUUGUCGGAAUCAGUGCCCAGAAUUUCCAUACAAAACUUACAAAUGUCUUGGGAGCAGCUGUGCUUGUUUUAACCCUGCGUAUUAUCCCUAAGAUAAACAAAUUAUAUAAAUAUGAUUAUUAAAGAUGUAUUUGUGUCUAAAAUAAA
This is a messenger RNA of Saccostrea cuccullata (small rock oyster), 351 nucleotides long. Its product is annotated as serine protease inhibitor Cvsi-2-like. Bases 21 to 296 code for a protein of 91 amino acids. The transcript has 3 exons. The record is from RefSeq and is a predicted model, not a curated record. NCBI's taxonomy places the organism in Eukaryota, Metazoa, Mollusca, Bivalvia, Ostreida, Ostreidae.